Wallemia mellicola CBS 633.66 is the source of this 4756-nucleotide messenger RNA. RefSeq lists its product as hypothetical. Gene Ontology annotation, molecular function: lipid binding. The coding region runs from base 20 to 4639 and encodes 1539 amino acids. The transcript has 5 exons. NCBI's taxonomy places the organism in Eukaryota, Fungi, Basidiomycota, Wallemiomycetes, Wallemiales, Wallemiaceae. The record is from RefSeq and is a predicted model, not a curated record.
ACGUAAUAAUUCUCGCAGCAUGUCGGAACAGACUCAGCCAAGGCGGUCUGCGAGCUUAUUUAGACGUAGAUCUAGAAGUUCCUCCGUCGCAUCUUCAGUAAAAAAUGGUUCAUCUCCCUAUCAGCAGGAAGAUUUACCACCAGUUCCACCGAUGCCUGACAAUGCAAACGAAAAAGCGAAGAAGAAGUUUGGACCUAUCCCAGUCCCACGAUUUGGUAUCUCUCGCACUUCGUCUAAGCAAUCUACCGCCAACAAUGACAGAGUGCACAAAGAGGACGUAAAGGAGGGUUUCAAGAAGGAUGAACAGCAUGCAAAGGUCCAUUCCUUCGAUCCAAAUGAACCAACUUCACAGAAAGAAGCGGAAUUAAAAGAAACACAAAAGAGCACUACAGAUGGCGUAGAAGGCGAUAACCUUCCUAAACCACCUACAAAAGAUGAGGAACAGCCUGAAGCCGUUCCAGAAGCCUCUAUAGUCCCUCCAAAGCAACAAAAGACCACUCCAGCUCAGACAACAGCACAGAAAGGCGAAGAAGCUUUCAAGUCUGCUCCAAUUUAUGCUAUCGAUGAUAUUCCAGGUUACCUGUCACAUAAAGAAGAUAACCUUCCCUCAACUACCCUUCCAAAGUGGUACAUGAGGUCAAAGGAAUUACCAGAUAGUCUUGGCGCCCAGUCAUUCGAUAUCACCGGUGCUGAGGACGACGGUGGAUCAACUUUACUUCCUGAAAAGUUCUACGGUCAAUGGUUUCACAACGCAGCUGUCGUACUCGUUUCUUCCUUGUUUACUUAUACUCUUGCCUAUUUCAAUUUCGGUAUUGGUCCUUUGGCGAUCGUGGGAAUUGCAUCAGUCACGUACUACAACAUUAGUAUUUCGAAAGUAGACAAAGAUGUUAAAGACGGUAUCUCAAGACAACUCAUGAAACCAGCGCUUGAAUCUGAAUCUGAAUCAGCCGAUUGGGUUAACAACUUCUUAAUGAACUUCUGGACCCAUCUUGAACCAUACAUUUGUGAGCAAGUCAUCACUAAUGUCGAACCAAUCAUUGCACAAUAUAAACCAGGCUUUAUCAAGUCCGUUAGAUUAGCUCAUCUCACACUUGGUAGCAAGGCACCAAGGAUUUUGAGUGUCAGAACUUGGCCAUCCACAGCUGACAACAUCAUCACCAUGGAUUGGAAGGUUGCCUUCACACCAGCCAACUUAGGUCCUCUUGGUGAAGGUCAAACAGAAGGUAUUGUCAACCCAAAGAUUGUCGUUCAGGUUGUCGUUGGAAAUGGUAAAUUUACUACAACUUUACCUGUUAUAUUAGAAGACUUUAGUUUCCUUGGUAACAUGAGAGUCAAACUUACGCUCAUUAACGAUUUCCCUCAUGUCAAAUUGGUAGAUUUAUCAUUCAUCGAAAAACCAGAAUUCGACUACAUUGCUAAGCCUAUCGGUGGUGAAAGCUUCGGUUUGGAUGUCAACUACAUCCCUGGUUUAACUACAUUCAUUAGAGAACAAGUUUAUGGUAUUAUGCAACCAAUGAUGUUUGAUCCUAAUGUGUUCACACUCAAUUUGCAAGAAAUUCUUGCUGGUGGUGCAUUGGAUUCGGCAUGUGGUGUUUUGGUGAUCACUAUUCGUCAGGCAAGAGGUUUACGUUCUACCAAGAUUGGCAGUGGUGCACCUGAUCCUUAUACUACCAUCACGGUUGGUAAUUCUAAGACCAUUAAUGACAAAACAAAGACACUCACUUCAACGGAUAAUCCAGUAUGGAUGGAAACUAAAUACUUACUAGUUAACUCACUCAACGAUCAAUUGGUUUUGAAUGUUUACGAUUAUAAUGAAGUUCGUAAAGAUUCCGACAUUGGUUUGGCUACAAUUAACCUUCAAUCACUCGCAAAUGAUCCAGUUCAAGAGCUUGUUAUUGCCAAGUUGCUUAACGGUGGUAAGGAGAGGGGUGACAUUAGAUUCGAUCUUAACUACUAUCCUGUCAUGGAACCACCAAAGGAGGGUGAAUCAUUGGAAGCUGUACCAGACUUACCUACAGGUGUUGUCAGAUUAUAUGUUCAUGAGGCUAAAGAUCUCGACACUUCUAAGUCUAAACUCGGUCGUAUCAAUCCAGCAGCAAGUGUCUUCGUGAAAGGUAAACAAGUGCAACAAACUAACAUGGUCAGACACACUAAAUCACCUGUUUGGGAUUCUCAUAGUGAAUUUUUGGCAGCCAACAAGGACAAAACUAAAAUGCAAGUUAAAAUCUAUCACGCACACAACUUUAAGCCAUCCAUGCCCCUUGCAACUGUUAACGUAGACCUCAGUGAUCUACUCGACGCUGAUGAUAAGGAAGGAAAGUGGUACAACCUUGGUAAGACAUCCGGUCAAGUUAGAUUAUCAGCAUCAUUCAAAUCUGUUGCAAUGGAUGGCGCUCUUGAUGGUGCAGGUCAAUACACCCCUCCAAUUGGUUUAAUUAGAGUAUUUUGCAAGUGCGCUCAUGAUCUCAAGAAUGUCGAGGCUGCAUUCGGCGGUAAAAGUGAUCCAUACAUUAAGGCAAUUCUCGGUGGUAAAGUUUACGGUAGAACAAAUGUCAUUGAUAAUAAUCUCAGUCCCGUAUGGAAUGAACACCUUUACAUUCCAAUACACUCAUUGAGGGAUGUUAUUUAUCUUGAAGCCGUCGAUUAUCAAAAUCUCACGAAAGACAGACCGUUGGGUCACACAACGCUUAGAGCUAGAGAUAUUAUUAAAGAGAAUGACAAUGACGAAGAGAGAAAGAAUAUGCCAUACAUUGCUACCGGUAUUAACAGACGUACAUCACCAAUGAAACUUGAUAAGGGUGGAUACAAGGGUGAAUUAGAAUACCAGGCUGAAUUCAUCCCUGCAUGGAAGAUAAAAGGCAGCACAUUCGAGAAUGAAGAGGAGAAGAAAGAAGAGGAAGCCAAGAUCGCAGAAGAGAAGAAAGAGGAAGAGAAAAACAAGGAAGAAAAUGGUACUGAAAACGUUUCUGGUGAGGAAGAAGAAGAAGAAGAGGAGAGUGCUGGUCUUGAAUUAACCGAAGAUGAGCUUCUCGAGAGAGAAUCCGGUAUUCUAGUCGUUAAUUGCGAAUCUGGUGAAUUGGCACAUAAGAAUUCUCGCUUGGAGUUCCUCCUUGAUGAUGCAAUCUGGCCAACAUUCAGCACAGAGAAGGCACGCUCAAAGAAGGCUAACUGGAAUCACAUUGGAGAGGGUCUCGUACGUGAGCUGUCAUUCUCGCAAUUGAGAAUAAGAUUGAAUACUGGUGAGCAAGAUGAAAAUGACCAGGUUUAUGCAGAAACAAGCAUGGAUGUUAGGGAAUUCCUCUAUCGUACGCUCAACAAGGAGGCAGAAUUUACUCUUUCAAACGAUGAAGGCGAUAAUACGUCAAAGCUUAAAUUAUCAUCUAGAUACGUACCUGUCGAGAUUGAGUUGAGUCUUAGAGAGUCAGUCAACAACCAAGGUAACCUCAGGGUAGAGGUACACAAUGCAAAGGGAUUAGCGAGUGCUGACAGAAAUGGUAAAUCUGAUCCAUACGCUGUCUUCCUCUUGGAGGGCGAAAAAGUCUACAAGACUGAAACUAAAAAGAAGACACUUAAUCCAGAAUGGGAUGAGUACUUCGAAGUUGAAGUGCCAAACAGAGUUGAUGGUAACUUCAUGAUUGAAGUUUACGAUUGGGAUAGAAUGUCAGCCGCUGAUUUACUAGGUGUUGCUAAGGUAGACUUAACUGCAUUUGAACCACUAGAAUCUACAGAGUUCACUUAUGACCUUAAAGACGGUGAGAGUGGUGACCAAGGUAACAUCAAAGUCAGUUUCGUCUUUAAACCUUCCUUUAUUAUCAAGACACGCUCCCGUACCUCCACUUUCAGCCAUGCUGGUAGAGCGCUUACCCAAGUCGGUGGCAUUGGUAUCGGUGCUGGUAAGGGCGUUGUACAUGGUGCAGGUCAUAUCGGAAAAGGUGCGAUGUCAGGUGCUGGAUUCAUCGGUUCAAAUGUCGGUGGUGCGGUAGGCAAAGCAGGAGGCUUGUUCCAUAUUGGUAAGAAGAAAUCACCAUCUAUGGGUGGUAAUGAAAGUUUCGUCGAUGAGGGUAACAGCGCUCCAAGAUCGAAUAACGCUCAAAUGUCAGACAAACCUGCUUCCAGAGUUGAAGUCGGUGAUUUGAAUGUCACGAUUGUUAAAGCGUGGGACUUGAAGGGCGAAGGUCAUCACGAACAGCCAAAACCAAAACCAGUUCUAAGAAUGGGAAGAUACAAAGUUGAAGGCAAGUCAGCUGGAAAGACGAGCGAGCCAAGCUUUGACGAGUCAUUUAUCUUGCAUACCAAACCGGAGAAGCCAACAUUCAGUAUCGAGAUCGUAGAUAAGCAUCUCUUUGGUGAUCGCCAAAUUGGUUACAAUAAUGUCAUGAUUGGUCAUUACAUCCAUCCAGAAAAGAAUGAAAACUCUGCUGAAUUCGACCUCGAACUUCUUGGCGCUGGAGGUUAUGUUACUCUUAAACUACAAUGGUCUCCUAGUGAGAGCCGACCAUCAACAUCCUCGAUGGUUAAUGAUACUACUAAUGAUAAUACUGAAGCAGAUGACACUCAAUCGGUUUCAUCAAAAUUAAAAUCAGGCAAGUCCUCAAGAUUUGCUUCACUAGGCAGAAACUCUGUACAUAAGGACCGUUAAAUUGGAACCUCCUGACGAUUUUAUGAUAUAUUCUUUUUUUUUUGAAAAAGAGAUUACACACGUUUAUAUCUCACUAUUUGUCCAAUUCGAUAACAAAAAUACAUAAUUGUUCAAUUU